Molecule: messenger RNA, 3000 nt
Organism: Penicilliopsis zonata CBS 506.65
Lineage: Eukaryota; Fungi; Ascomycota; Eurotiomycetes; Eurotiales; Aspergillaceae
Exons: 1
Coding region: 1-3000 (999 amino acids)
Biological process (GO): regulation of transcription by RNA polymerase II
Cellular component (GO): SWI/SNF complex; nucleus
Molecular function (GO): transcription cis-regulatory region binding
Source: RefSeq, a predicted model, not a curated record
AUGAAUGCCUGGCUAGCCGACGGCUCGAACCUUCCAGGUCAUGAAAAUGGUGCUUUCCAUCCCUCGACGAUUGAUCCGUCUGCCGCAUUUCUCCAUCCGUCCCCGACCCCCCAGGACCCCAACCAGUUUCAACAGCAGCGAAUGUUCAGCAAUGGGGUCUCGCGAAAUGUCUCCCCGGGCUUCCACAACCCAAACCAGGUGAUUCCGUCAAAACGACCGCGUCCGGAGGAUGGGAUGUCGAUGUCCCCCAGACCGGCAUCGGGCUCGCUUUCAGCCUCGCGAUCCCAGACCCCCCAACAAGUCCCCUUCCCUGGGUACCAGGCGCCAAACAGCGGAGCACCGCAGUUCCCCGCUCAUCCAACACCCUACCAGCACCUCCAGCAGGGUGCUCCUAGCAACGUCACACAGUCUCCGAUCAUGCAAGAGUUUGAUCAGACCGCCGCCCAGAGGAUGGGUACGGCGUCCCCUAGCCCGUUUUCACCGGCUGGCCACAUGGGACCACAGAUGUCUCCAUCGCAGUCCGAUCACAGUAAUCGAGUGAACACGCCGCAGGGCGCCGCCAAUUUCAUGUCGGCGGGUCAGCCGUUUCCACAGGGGGUGGGCUCGCAGUUCUCGCCACCCACCGCAAUGACCUCGGGCGCUGUGCAGGCACCGAUGCCUGCCCAAUUCAGUGGCGUACCCCAAGGAUACCAACAAGCCCUGGCCGCCCAGCAACAACGACUGUAUGCCAUGCAGAUGCAGAACCAGGCCCGUCCGAUGAACGCCGCCGGGAACCCUGCCCUGGCAGGCCGUCCCGGCAGCAGUGGCAUCAAUCCGAUGGCCAACCCUCAGCAAAUGGCGGCCCUGAGACAAAGCAUGGCCAAGCCCACCAACCCCGAAGGCUUCAUGAGGUCCCUCCAAAAGUUCAUGAUCACUAGGAACCUGCCUCUGGAUCCCAGUCCGGUCGUGAGCGGUCGCCAUAUCAGCUUGGUGCAACUAUAUGCCACCGUCAUCAAGCUUGGCGGCUCCAAGAAGGUCACUGCCUCCCAGAUGUGGCCUGCAAUCGCGCAGCAGCUUCAAUUCCCCCCCAUGCAAUUCCCUAUGGCAGUCCAGGAGAUCCGGGACCAUUACCAACGAAACCUAGCUCCCUACGAACAGGCAUUACUCAGCUCUCAACAUAAACCGUUUACCGAUCAGAUGCAACAAGGUGCUAUCCCGCGCCAGCCUAGCGACCCAAGCGGGUUACAGUUCCAGUCCCCGACGGUAAAACCGGGCGCCGGCUUCGAGCCCGCACAACAACUCGCGCAUUCACCGACAGCCAACGCCGCAUUAUCGAACAAUAUGCCCCACGUUGGUCCAAACGGCUUCGCGACCCCCACACCAGUCAAGGGCCAGAAUAGUAGUAAUAAUCAUAAUAACAACAUCAACAACAAUAGACAACCACAACAUCAAUCAAGACCCAGCGUCUCCCGGCAUUCGCAACCGCCGACGCCCCAGCAGGAUUCCCCCGGACUUGUUUCGGGGCCCUCGCCCGCACACCCGGUGAAGCCAGAGCCGGUAUCCAUGCCCGGGAAGCCUCCAGGCGAAGCAGACCAACAUUGGGAUGAGCCUCUCAAACAUCCCAUCGGAGAUACCUUCAAACCGAUGGUCUUACACGCAAGCGACGUGUAUGGGCCAAUCGCGUUGGAAGAUCUCUAUCAGAUGGGAGAAGACAUUUCCCGCUGGCGGCCCAACGUGCCCACCUUUGUGGAACUGGGGGUGAUUGACAUUCACGCCCUCACCAUGAGCAUCAAGUCUGGAAUCCAUGCGGAGAUGCGAAUGGCCCUGGAUACGCUCACCACGAUCUCCUCGGAGCCAACGGUCCAGAUCUCCCUGGACAACUGCGAGGACCUUGUUGAGAGCUUGGUCGAAUGUGCCGAAGACCAGGCAGAGCUGUUGGCGGAGAAUUCAGUCGAAGUUUCGGACGAAUUGCUCCUGCCGACGUACGAAGAGGUCACGCGGGGCUGUCAGACAGAAUUCACCUCUCUGGCAGACGUCCCCGAGUUCGGGAGUGUGGAGUACGAACUCGACCGGGCUGCCGACCGGCUCAUCUGCAUCACCACCAUCCUGCGGAAUUUCUCAUUCACAGAGUCAAACUUCAACAUCUUGGGAAUCCCCGCGGUUAUCAAAUUCCUCGCCACCAUCGUCCGCUAUCUGGGAACCCGGAACAUGUUCAUGCGAACGCAUCAAAACACCUUAGACUUCAUGAAGGAUGCCGUGAUCUGUUUGAGUAACAUCGGGCAUACGAUCCACUUACCGGGCAAAGAAGAAACUCUCUGUCUCGUGCACUUUCUCCUCUCCUUUGCGCCCUCUCCUGCCCCGAUCGUGGCUCCCGAGGGUAUCUAUUUCGCAACGUACAACUCGUCCAUCCACAAGUAUACACCGGCGGCAGUGGACUGCUUGGCGAAGUUGUUGGCAAGAGACGACCCGAACCGAACGUACUUCCAGGCCUUGUUUGCCGGUGACGGCGUACCGUCAUUACAGCAAGACCUCCUCACCCGGGCAUUUGGCUUGGCUAUCUGUUCCAUUCCGGACCAGCCUCGCAAGUCUGUUGGAAUUCCUGAUUCACGCAAGGUCUUCCUGAUGCAAGGCCUGUUGGCAGCCGACGUUCUCACGACGUUUGCCGAUGGCAGUCUGUCCAGGGCUUGGCUAGGAUCGGUGGAUGGAUUUGCCAUUCACCUCCUUCGACUCUCUUGCCUACUGGGUACGGAACGCGUAUUACCAAUGAACCAGCGCUCUACAUCCGCCGCUAGAGGGCAAAUGGAAGCAGACGCGUAUACCUACGGUUCGAUUAUCCAUCGUGGAUUGGCCAUCCUUCGUCGGCUGGCCGAGAAAUCGAAGAAUAUGGACAGCGCCUCGAGCAUGGGCAUUCCCUCUGGUGUUAUUCCCCGCAAAGAGAGUCUGCUCGGAACCUUGUUGAUGCCGAAUGUUGAUCCCAUCAUCAUCCGUCAGCUCCUCACUUACGCUCGAAUUGGAGAUUAG